AUGCACUUCAACGCUGUGGCUGGGCUUGCUCUGAGCCUCGUGGGCUCCGCAUCGGCCUUAGCAGCCCCCAAGCUUCCUGCUUCUGGUCUUUGCCCCAACGGCCAGUACUGGGAUACUGGUAAGGGCUGCACUGCAUCACCGCCGCCUCAGAGGUGUUCCUCCGACCAGUACUAUGAUAGUCUCAAGGGUUGCGUGAAAGGGCAGCCUCCUAGCGGACCUCCAGGCUUGCUGUGCACCAUUGUCAAGACUCUGGUCAGGGUGGCACGUCAGGAUUUACAGGCUACGUCCUUUUGCUCUUCGUACCUUAGCAUUCCUGUGUCGACCAAGUCGGUUACAGUGACAGCCUACACUACUGUUUCAACGACCACUUCUACCAUCACGUCGGGAGUCACCACAACGACUGAUUCAACCAAGACUAUCACGGACUCUACAACCACUACCACAUCCACCGAAACCAAGACGACAACGACCAAGAGUACGACUACAUCCACCAUCACAGAAGUCAUCAAGACUGAAACCAUUACUGCAUGCGCAUCUCCCGUCGCCCCGCUCAAGAAGCGCUAUAGUGACAUCGAGGCUCAUGAGGAAAGGGUCAAGCGUGAGAAGUUGCACCGCAUUGAAGCACGCGGUAUUGCAAAGCCUGGUGCCUUUGCCAACUACGGCGACCCUGCGGCCGUGUCCUACGCUUGCAACUGCUUCGACAUUACUACCUAUACCACUACAUCAGUCACAACUUUGCGGACCAAGACCGUCACUGCCUCUGUCACCGUUCCCUCGACAGAAAAGGUUACAGCCACUUCCACGGCUACUGCCACUUCCACGACGACUAUCACAGAGCCAGCUACCGUCUACACUGAGACGGUGACUGAAAAGACAACUACCUCUAUAACCCAAACCGUGCUCAAGCCAACUGUUAGCAUCCUUGCCAUGGGAGGAUGGAACAAUGGCCAUGCGCUCUCCGAUGAGGGUGACGGCACGGUCGGCGACGACGGCUAUGGAACUACACUCUUGUUCAACCUGGGACUUGACGGAACUCUGAAAGUGACCAAUGGUGUGAGGAGCGGCUCCAACGGCCAGACUGAUCCCAACAAUUAUGGCUCCAACUCGUUAGUGCUGUUCGGUUUCAGCGGUGGCGCCCUAAAGGACAUGACAUGCACUGUCACGCAGAGGACCGACGGCUCUUGUCCCUUGAAGUGCCAGGGCACCCGAGGAAGCACCAACUUUGACUGCGGUGUCUACUGGCGAUUGGGCAGUGAUGCUGAUGUGCAGGGUUGCUCGGUGUUUACUCCCUAUGCGGUUGGUUCUGUUGGUGGCUAA
Fusarium vanettenii 77-13-4 is the source of this 1317-nucleotide messenger RNA. RefSeq lists its product as uncharacterized. The record is from RefSeq and is a predicted model, not a curated record. The coding region runs from base 1 to 1317 and encodes 438 amino acids. The transcript has 3 exons. NCBI's taxonomy places the organism in Eukaryota, Fungi, Ascomycota, Sordariomycetes, Hypocreales, Nectriaceae.